Molecule: messenger RNA, 462 nt
Organism: Miscanthus lutarioriparius
Lineage: Eukaryota; Viridiplantae; Streptophyta; Magnoliopsida; Poales; Poaceae
Source: the annotation of a GenBank genome assembly
AUGGCCGGCACCACCGUGUGCUCCAUGUGCGGCGACGUCGGGUUCCCCGACAAGCUCUUCCGCUGCGCCCGCUGCCGCCGCCGCUUCCAGCACUCGUACGUACCUACGCCCUUCGUCGACUACUGCACCAACUACUACGGCGACGCGGCACCGGCCCAGGCGGGCGCCGGCGUGUGCGACUGGUGCCUCAGCGACGACGUCGUCGGUGGCGGGAAGAAGCGGCAGCACUCUUCGGCGUCGGGAUGCGACAAGCAGCACCCGCAGGUGGUGGAAGAAGAGGCAGGCAGAGGCGCGCAGCAGCCGGCGGCGUCGUUCCCGCCCAGCGGGUGCAGCAAGCAGGGCGCCGGCAAGGUCACCGGCGGCAGCGAGCACGGCGAGGGCGCCGGAGGCCCCGCAGGUACAAGCUCCUCAAGGACGUGCUGUGCUAGCGAGCCGGCCGGCAGCCGGCUGGCUAUUAGCUAG